AGGUUAUAAAUAACGAAAUGAUUAUGAUAAAUAAAAAAAAUAAUCUUAAAGGUUUUAAGACAAUGUGGAUUCGAUUUAACGAAGAAACUACUGACAAACAUCAAUUAUUUUUUAAAGAACAUUCGAUUAGAAAUCAGGAACCAGAACAUCCUAGAGGAAGGACAUUAUUUAUGUUAAAUAUUCCUCCUUAUGUUACAUCUAAAAAUUUAAAGAAAAUAUUUGGUGAUUUGUGUGGAAUUGUUUCUAAUGUUUAUUUUAUAAUUUCUAAGGGAUUCAAAACAGCAUAUAUAAUUUUUGAAAAUGAAUCCGAUCUAGAGAAAGCAUUAGAAAUUUCUGAUGAUUAUAUAAUAACAUUAAAUGAUGGGAAUAAUUACUGCUUAACAGGAAUAAGAAAAUGGUGUAUUGAAUAUAAUCAUUCUGUAUGCAAUGAAAAAAAAAUGAAAAAGGAAAUUGAAACUUAUAUGCAAAAUUAUGAUAAAAAAAUUGCUGAGAAAAUAAUAAAAGAAAAAAUUAUGGAGGAAGAAGUACAAAAUAAUGAUGGUUGGGUAACUGUAACAGGACGAAAGAAAAGAGGACAAUUUGCACUUUCCAGAAAAGAAUCUACAAUUAAUAAAGUACAACAUAAAGAAGAACAAAAAAAUAAGAAAAAACAGUUACUUAACUUUUAUACUUUCCAAAUUCGUGAGAGUAAAAAACAGAAUUUGGCAGAAUUAAGAAAGAAAUUUGAAUUAGAUAAAAAAAGAUUACAAGAUUUAAAAUUAAAGAGAACAUUUAAACCAUUUUAA
This is a messenger RNA of Apis laboriosa (Himalayan honeybee), 785 nucleotides long. RefSeq names its product ribosomal RNA-processing protein 7 homolog A. NCBI's taxonomy places the organism in Eukaryota, Metazoa, Arthropoda, Insecta, Hymenoptera, Apidae. Gene Ontology annotation, biological process: ribosomal small subunit assembly; rRNA processing. The record is from RefSeq and is a predicted model, not a curated record. The coding region runs from base 18 to 785 and encodes 255 amino acids. Gene Ontology annotation, molecular function: RNA binding. The transcript is spliced from 4 exons. Gene Ontology annotation, cellular component: CURI complex; UTP-C complex.